UAUACACAUAUAGAUAUAUGUAUGUGUAUGUGUAUAUAAUUAAUUCGAUAUUCCAUUUGUGCUCUUAACAACAACAACAAAUAAAGCUUUUAAAAUCAAAGAAAAAGAAAAGUGAAAAGUGCCUGCACCCCCUUAAUUUUCCUCGCGCGACCAUCUCUUAAUAUGUGUGCUAAGUCUUCCAUCAUCACUAGGCUAACACCAACAUCAUUAUCAACACUAUCAACAACAAACAAGCAACAUAUCUCACUGCUUCUUCGGGUCGAUCUGCUGGUUAUUGCUCCAUUCGCAACCUUCAAUUUGGCCACAUGAUUCGGAAUUGGCAUAAACCCAAGCACAGCUGAGAUAUUAUGGAAAAAGCGAAAGCGUAUAUUAAAAAUGAACUUCGCGGUGGCAGCCAACAGUCCAUACAAUCCGAGCCACAAUCCCCAACGCCGUCGCUGUCCAACAGGCAGCCCGUCGAGCUGAUGCCAUCGCCAGGAGCCGCGGCAGCAGCAGCACAUCGGGCUUACCACCAUCCGCAGCAGCUUUCGCAUUAUUAUGCCAAAUCCACGGGUCGGGCAUCGGCCCCGCCACCAUCCGUUUGUUUUGUUUGCGGCGGUCAUGGGGGCUACGAGCCACAGCCAUUGCGGGUGCGCCCCUAUGCGGAACGUCCGGGCGAUGCAUACUUCCCGUUUCUGGAGCGGCAUGAGCCGCCCAAUGGGGUAUCAGCGGUGACGGCGGGUCAGGAUUAUGUGAUGGCCUGCAUGCUGUGCUAUCGUUCGCUGCACGAGCAAUGGGACUCGUACGAGAGGCAGAAGAAGCCUUUGCUUCAACGCAUCUACCACAUGAAGCGAGUGGAUGGCAAGGGCUAUAUAGGAGCUGAUGUUGCUACCCAAAGUGAAUAUGCCGCUCAGAUGCUGGGUCUAAGUGCUGAGCAUUUGACGCAGAAUGGUCUAAGUGACCUGCAAGGAGGUGCUGGGAUUGCUAGUAUGGAUCCUUAUGCUUUGUCGAGGCAUUACUCAUCACCUCAUCAUCAGCAACAGUUGCCACCGCCGUCUCAUCAUCAUCAGCUAAGUACCUCGAGGAAUGCCUCACCUUCGCCGGGUGACUAUUAUCCACGUCAAUCCACCACACCCAAUAGUUACCACAAACAUUUAAGUCGUCCACCCAGCGAGCCACUGAAACCAACAGCAACAACGACACAAUUAGCCUCAAAUACUGCUCCACCAUCGCCAGCAGCAGCUGCAUCUGGUAGUUCCCCUUUAAGUUUUGCUCAACAUAAAUUCAAAAUGACUCCAACUGGAUCACCUGCAGCUCAUUUAACAGCAGCUGGAGCUGCUCCUUAUCAUCCCGCUCAGUAUCAGCAGUUGCAACAACAAACGGCUGCCUAUCAUAUGCUGCAACAGGUGGCUGCCGGUGCCUCAGAACACAACCACUACAAAGGGAAUCCGUACACAGCUUUGCCCUCCCCAUUGCCUUUAUCAUUGCCGCCGCCUCCUGUCAUCCUGCCUUCAGCUUCGGAUGAUAAUGCCACAGUUUUGGAUUUACGUAAUUCCGCCACACCCACAUCCACGUCCACGGCGCAACGCCAUCCUCAACCACUACCCCCACCAUCCCAGGCCACGCAAUCCCAACCCCAAUCGGAAGUGGGCAUUCUGGAUCUAUCCAUGCCCGAUAAGAACUCAAUCACAGAAGUUUGCUAUGUCUGUGGCGAUGAGCAGCGUCGCGGUAGCCUCAUCGAAUUGAGUACAGUCAAGCCAAAGGAUUCACGGCAUGUGGUCCCAUAUUUUCCGCUAUUCAACGAAAUGCAUCCCAGACCAGCACGUUCGCGUCCCAAGGAUCCACGUGGCAUGAUACAGGCUUGCAUGCCCUGCUAUGAGGAUCUAAUGCAGCAAUGGAAUGCUCAUCAGGCCUGCCACAAACCAGAAUCGGAACGUUCCUAUUUACUGCGCAAGCGUCCCGCACCCGUGAGUGCCUCCACAAUGGAGAGAACGACAUUCGUUUGCUAUACUUGUGGAUUGGAUACCCAGUCAUCUCAGUUGCGAUUGAUUUACUGUUGUCCCAAUGCCGAGCGAGAGCCCUACUAUUCCUUUAUUAAGACCAUGAAGGUCUAUAAAAACGCUAGUCCCAUUAGUCCUCAGGGCAUGGUUCAGGUCUGUGCCAGCUGCAAUGAAAAGCACUCUAGCCGGGCUGAGGGUGUUCCAGCAGCAGCAGCAGCAGUGGUGGCACCUCCACCAGCAUCAACAUCAGCACCACCAGCAGCAGCACAUCUCUCAUCUGCUGGUAACAUGGACUCAUCAUCGUCCAUGGUCAAUUCGGUCAUUUAUAAUUCAAGUGGAAAUAAUUUACCAGCGUCUUAUACUACAACUACGACUGGUCGCCAAUCACCAUCUGAGAAAUCAUUGGCCAAUUCAGAUUCAACUAGCAAUGUGCGGUUUAAGCCCUAUGAGACAAAUUCAAACAACUCAAACUCAAAUACGGCUCGUGACCUUAAACAAAUAGCCAGACGCAGUGAUUCGAGACCCAAUUCGCCAAGUUCAUCCAGUCAAGGAGCCAUCGAGAAUGGAAACGGCCAUGGACAGUAUCCCUGCUCCAUUUGCAAAGUGCUUUGCCCAUCCAAUAAAAUGGACUGGCUAUCUACAAGUGCCGAGCAUAUGAAUUCCCAUGCAAUGCAUUUUCCUUGCCUCAAGGCCAAUGCCGCAAGCAGUACAACAAGCAGCAACAAUAACAACAACAACAACAAUAAUAAUAAUAAUAACAACAACAACGAGCUAAACAGCAACCGCGUGUUGGUCUGCAAAGAUUGUAAGGAUUAUUUGGCCAGCCAGUGGGAAUCCAUGGAUGCGGAACGUGUACCCUUGGAGCAUAGAAGAUACAACAUUCCCUCACCCAUGAUGACCAACUCCAGCUCACCGAAUGGAUCUCGUCAUGGCGCCAUGAGCAUCUGUACACCGCCCUCAACACCAUCAAUAUCAUCAUCAACUCCCGCCAGCACAUCGAUCUAUUGCUUUCUCUGUGGUCUCCAUUCAGAUUUAACUCUAGCCAGAGUUCUAUAUGCCAGCAAAGAGGGAUCGCGACCAUAUUUUCCUCUGUUGUUGAAACAUAAUUCUCUGCCAAAUGCCGAACAGCUGAGGAAUAAUUCCGCCUUGGUUUGCACCUUUUGCUAUCAUUCCAUGUUAAAUCAAUGGCGCAAAUAUGAAGCUCAAAGCCCCAGUCUGAGUCCAACUGAUCGAAAGUACAAUUGGCAUGACUAUAAUUGUCAUCUGUGCGGCAUAACGACUUAUAGGAAACGUGUACGAGCUUUACCUGUCAAUGAGUUCCCCUUUGUGAAGCAUCAGAAGAGUGAUGACGGGCUGUUGCUGGAGAAUGGAGAAUACGCCGUCGUCUGCCUCGAUUGCUACGAGAGUUUGAGGAUCUCCUAUUGCAGACAACAAGCAUCGCAGCACGAUCGAUUUGGGGUGCCUAUAUCGAGGCGGGCCUACAAUUGGGUACCCCAACCGCCGCCGCCCGAGGAUAGUCCCGAAUCGGCAGUAGCACGUUUGCCCUGCGGCGAACGCUCUGAUCGUAUUCAUAUCAGCAAUGCAUUGAGGCCGUUCCCGGCAGGCAAGAAGACCACCAACUUAUCGCCAAAGCAAUAUGAAAAGUCAAAAGAAGUGCCGCCCAAGGCUGGACAGAAGCGACCGGCUACCAGUCCGGCCCCCCAUCACAUACCUGUGCCGCAUCAUUUGCAGACACCGCCAGGAACUGGUGGUCCUGUGGCCAACAGUCCGGCUCCACCAGCGCCGAAUGCCGGCCUGCUGAACCACAGUCUGGCCAAUAAUCACAUUAGCGGCACUCCUUCGCCCUCCCAGCAGCAUCAGCAGCAACAACAGCAACACCAACAGCAGCAGCAGCAGCAGCAACAACAACAACAGCAGCAGCAACAACAUCAGGCCCAUCAACAGGCAGUGGCUGCUGCAGUGCAACAGCAAUUGGCCGGUGUGGGAAUGCCACCAGGAGCCAUCAAUGCGGCUGCGAAUGCGGCCAGUAAUCGCGGCUCCUUUGCCGCAGCCCUGCGAACAUUGGCCAAGCAAGCAGACAUCAAAGAGGAGGAUGUAACACCCACAUCGGGGAAUCCCCAGCAGCCUUCGAGCGCAUCAUCAGCCGUGCCUCUUAACUCGGUGUCAGCCGGACGAGAGCAACGGGUGGGCAGUGGUGUUCCCGGGGAUGAACGAUCGGCAGCUGCCGCGGCCAAUAAGAAACGUUCGCCUCCGUCUCCACAGCCGCCUGAGAAAAUCGCCCGACUAAGUCAUACGCCGCAGGCGGCAUCCAUGCAGCCAGAGCUGCUGGCCAGAAGUGGCUUCCAGCCAUACAGAUCGGAUGAUCGGCUAAUGCAUCCAGCUGGUCCGUUCCCCCUAGAGGCCUAUUCGCACUUUGCAGGUCUACCCGGACUCCCGCCAGCAGCAUUUCUGAACCCCGCUGGAUUGCCGUACUCGGAUCCAUUGUUUCUGGAGCAUCGCUACCAACUAUUUAGGGCUGGUGCCCAUCACUCGCAUCCUCAUGCAGCUGCAGCCGCUUUGUAUCCGCAGAUGGCAUCGCCCUAUUCCCACCUGUACUCCAUGAUGCCAGGUGCCGCCCUGGGCAUCUCACCGGCCAUGCACGAUCGCCUGAAACUAGAGGAGGAGCAUCGAGCGCGUCUGGCACGCGAAGAAGAGCGCGAACGAGAGAUGCAGCGGGAGAAGGAGCGCGAAUUACGCGAACAGCGGGAGAAGGAGCAACGCGAGAAGGAGCAGCGUGAACGCGAACAGCGCGAGAAGGAACAGCGGGAGCGGGAGCAAAAGGAGAAGGAAGCCCGAGAGCGCAAGAUGCGCGAAGAAGAGCGUGAGGCAAGGGAGCGGGAGCGCCAACAACAAUUGCUUAAUGCCUCCCACCACUACUCCAAUCAAUUGUACUCCCCGCUCAAUCGGAAUCUGCUCGGCUCCAUGAUGCCGCAUCUGAAUCUGGGUCUGCGCGGACCACCCGGCUCCCUACAUGGACUACCGGGCAUGUCCCAUUAUCAUGCAGCAGCGGCCAAUGCAGCCCAACGGCAGAGUCCUCACUCAGCAGCUGCAGCCGCCGCCAUGGGUCUCAAUUUGGCUGGCAUGGCUGGUCUACCACCUGGUUUAGGAGGACACGGACCUCCCCCCAAUCUGCAGCAUCAUUUGCAGCAAGCAGCCAUGGGCUUAGCACCCCAUCCACAUGCUGGCUUCUCGGCCGCCGCAUUGGGUCUGAGCGCCCAUCCUCAUAGCCUGAAUUUAAGUCAUCCCCACAUGUCGCCGCAUCAUCCUGCCGCCUCCCUGGCCGGGCAUCCGCAUUCAGCCGGGGCAGCUGUCCCCACAACUAGCUCCGCCAUGCCCCCCGUUACGGUUACCAGUUCAUCCACUUCCUCGCCCCACAGCAGUCUAAACCUAACAUCGGCCGUCAAGCUCAGCUCGGAACAGGUGGCCCACACGUCAUCCGCCCCAACGGUGAACAGCUCCACCACACUCACAACUUCCACGCCCAGCUCUCAACACAUUCCCACCAUGAGCCACUUCUAUCAUCCUGGUCACCUAGCAGCCAUGCACGCAGCGGCAACAGCUGCGGCCAGUGGCCUGACGCCAACGGCUGCCCACCAACAGCAGCCGAGCAUAUCCCAGCACCCCAGUUCACCGAAGAUGACGCCCAGCACACCGACUAGCUCGGCGAGUGCAGCGAAUGGCGCCAGAGCAGGCGGAAGUCCCCAUGCAAUGAGGCAUCACAUUGCCGCCGCAGUGGCUGCAGCUGCUCAGCAAUCCGCGUUGAUUGAGAAGUCUGCUGCUGCUGCAGCGGCGGCGGCGGCCACGGCUAGCACUACCCAUGAGCCGGCCACCCUCGACUUGACCGGAUCAAACUCAAAUUCCAGCAAUCAGGCUCCCUCCAACGCUAGCAGUGGGGCAGCACCCACCAACCAUGAGCUCAACGGCGUUGAGUCAAAUGGGGCCCAAGAGAACAAGGAAACGGUGAUUAACAGCAUCAAAGAGGAUCCUCUGAAGAGCUCAACUCCACCCGCUGCGGCGGAGAAGAAACUGGCAGCGGAAGCCACGGCAGAAAAGACACUGCUACCAGAUAGCUCACCGGAGAAUUCAUCGCGGCGCAGUGCUAGUCCACCAUCGGACACGAAUGCCUCACAACCGGUUACUGGAGGUGUCUCUGCCGUUGCAGCGGGAACAGCUGCAGCAGCAGCAGCUGGAACAGUGACAGCAGCAGGUAAAGAGGAGACCCCAAAGAUUGUAGAGCCGAAACCCUCGACUACACCUAACCCAACUGCAUCAGCAGAUCUGGGUGUCGAUAGUCAGGAGGAGCAGAAGCGUUCUUCUUCCCCUGACACAGUGUCCAACUCGGGUAAUGGCAAUGGCAAUGGCAACAGUGUCGGUGGUGGUAAUGGUGGUGGUGUGACUUCAACUACAAGUGGCACCACUUCCCCGCCUGUGGUUAGCAGCAGCACUGGAACUGCCACUGGCACCGGCACCAGCACCGACACCGGCGCCAACACAUCCACCAAAUCAGCCUUAACCAGCGAUGAGGUAUCGACAAGUGCCGCCACGUCGCUUGCCGAGCCAGCCAGAUGAGGGAGAGAUUAGGUUUAAGUUUAAGUUUUUCAAAGAAUUCGCCUCGGAAUCGGACGGACCGGAACUAGUUAAAACAUCUACCUUCAGUUAAAAUUAACUAAGAGAUAAUUUAGUUGUUAAUCCUGAAACAGACAGCAACAAACAAACAAACAAACAAGCAGAAGAAGAAGAAAGCGAAAAAUCUUUAUUUAUACAAGAAUUUUUUGUAAUGUAUUGCCAAGAUUUGGUUAGAUCCAAUUCGAAAUGUUUUAAUGUUUAAUUAAUUACUAUUAUUAUUUUUCGCUCUUUAUUUAACAUCUUACAUCUUAGCAAUGGCCUCAAUAAAUCAUUUAUUUGUUUACGA
This is a messenger RNA of Drosophila willistoni, 6930 nucleotides long. It is a transcript of the gene px, whose product is annotated as protein enabled homolog. NCBI's taxonomy places the organism in Eukaryota, Metazoa, Arthropoda, Insecta, Diptera, Drosophilidae. The record is from RefSeq and is a predicted model, not a curated record. Bases 348 to 6587 code for a protein of 2079 amino acids. The transcript has 13 exons.